Messenger RNA from Hemibagrus wyckioides, 10015 nucleotides. It is a transcript of the gene fam120b, whose product is annotated as family with sequence similarity 120 member B. Lineage: Eukaryota; Metazoa; Chordata; Actinopteri; Siluriformes; Bagridae. The transcript has 11 exons. The coding region runs from base 132 to 2156 and encodes 674 amino acids. Gene Ontology annotation, cellular component: nucleus. The record is from RefSeq and is a predicted model, not a curated record.
GGUUUUCCGGAAGCGGAAGUAUAUGUAGAUAUUCACUGUAAACAUUGUGCAAAUCACUGCGUAGUAUCUGACUGGCAGUUCAUUGCCUCAUCAAGUUUAAUGUUCUGAACCUGCAAAAAAAGUGUGCAAAUAUGGGAGUAAAAGGCUUACAGUACUUUAUGGAGACUUGUUAUCCUGACACUUGUCUACAUGUGGACUUGAGACAGUUGGCUGCAGCUCAUGCCAAAGCUCAUCCUGACAUGAUGCCUACCAUGGUGGUGGAUGGAAUGGCCUGUUUGAGGUACUGGUAUCGGUGUGAAGCCUGGGUCCAUGGUGGUCAGUGGCAAGAGUACAUGCAUUUUCUACACAAAUUCGUGGAUGCAUUUAAAGUGUCCGGCUUAAGGUUGGUCUUCUACUUUGAUAGCACUAUAGAGGAACAGAAGAGAGCAGAAUGGGUGAAGAGACGCCUGAGAGUCAACCAGGAUAUAGCCAGGAUAUUUAACCACCUUAAGAAUCGUCACCAACAACCAGAUAGAAAAAUGUUCUGCCUACCUUCAGGACUGGCCAGCUUCUCCACAUUUGCAUGCAAAUCUCUUGGUCAAGAAACAUACUGCUCUGUUCGUGAAGGAGACUACGAGAUCGCUGAAUAUGCACUCUGUAACAACUGCAUCGGUAUUCUUAGUCAGGAUACAGACUUUAUCAUUUAUGACACAGUUCCUUAUAUGUCCAUUGCUAAACUCAGAUUAGAAGAUAUGACGACAGUCCAGUACUCAAGAGAAAAGCUGUGCCACAUUCUGAAGCUUCAAAAAUCUGAUCUUCCUUUUCUGGCUUGCAUCCUGGGUAAUGAUAUUGUCCCAGAGCAUCAACUGCAGAAUCUCCGUAAAAGUGUUUUGAGCUUGUAUGGGAAAAAGCACCCAGGUGAUAAGGUCCAGGCUGCAGCAGAGUUCAUAAACAGCCAUUGUCCAAAUAGUGAUGAAACACGGAUCUCCACUCUACAUUUAUCCAAAGUUGAUAUGGAGGUUGUUGAAAAGGGAAUCCAGUCAUAUCUUCUCCCAGGACAAACAUCACCUUGGUUAGAUCGAAGCUUACCUUUGCCAAAGCAGGUGUGUGUGAUGGAAAAGUACCUGAACAAAGAUAUAUUGCAGGCAGCAAAAGAGAGGCACAUCCAAGCAGAGGGCUUUAUGAUCUAUAAUGUCCUGCAGUAUGGGGUGGUGGAAUGCAGCAAUACACUGGAAGAUGAAGAACUUGGUCUGCCACCACAGGCGAUUUUAUACCAACCACUUAGAGAACAUAUCUACAGUAUUCUCCUGCCUAGUUCUUAUGGUGAAACAGUGUCUGUGCAGGAAUGGUUUGUUUUUCCUGGGAAUCCACUUAAAGAACCCCAAAAGGUGUAUCCAAAGCCUCUAAACCUUCCAGAAGGAACUCCUGACCUUACGACUCUGUGGUUCGGAAAUGCUACAGAGGUGAAAAGCAUCCGAGUGUCCGCUUUCCUGGCUGUUUUUGACCUACAGGACUUUACUGAAGAUCUUAAAUCUUUUGACACUACUUUGGUAGCUGUGAUUUGUCUUGUAGCAUACAUAGCUACUCAGGCUAAACACUUUUCCGUAGAAGACAUAGAUGCAUAUCUAAGCCAAGCCGUCUGUAUCAGAUAUAAGUCUCACACAGAGCUGCAGCACAUGAGGGUUCCUCAGGUGGACCCAAGGGCUGUUCAUCUUGGUUCCCUCUUUGUACGGGGCCUAACCUAUCUGAUUGCUGCCAAUAGUGCCUGUGGAGUUCCUUUUCCAAUGAAUGAGCUCAUGCCUUGGAAAAUGUUUGAUGGCUUGCUGUUCCAUUCUAAGUACCUACAGGCACAUUCUGGUUGUGCUAAAGAGGAGCUGCUAGAGGGCAAUCCUACAUGGGUAUCACUGUUUCUCACACUUCGCGAUCUGGUGCUUAGAGUCUGCAGAAGACAUGGCUCUACUGUCCGUAGUUUUCCAUGCCGACUUCAGCAUGGGAGGCCUAUGGAUGGAGAGUUUCACAGAGAAUGGGAACCCCAAUUCUUUAGCACCCUAGAUGGCUCCCAUAGACAGCAGCCGAGAGGUCCAGAUUUCCACAUGCAAGGACGUCAUUAUAGACCAAGAUCAAGUACAAGACAUCCUAACAGAAGGUAUCACCUUGCCCCAAGAUGGCCUCAGUAGCAAAGCUAAAGACCAGAUUUCACUUGACCCAGAAAUGUGCAAGAAAAGAGAACAUGGAGCUAUUUGACGGAUCAUUCAUUCCAGUGAAAUGACAGCAUCAUUGAUCUUCAUGGAUUCUCGGGUUCUUUUGUGUCCCCUUACCAUCCUUUAAUGCAGCUGGUGGUAUACAAUGCAUUGUCUUGUCUGCUGUGGGUUUUACUGUCUGGCUUUGAUGACUGAAUAGGCCUGUGGUAGCUUUAUAGCACACUUUUCCACACACUGUUUUGCUAUCAGUGAGGGGAUGCUGCUGCCAUAAUGAAAACCAGUAACAAUAUUUUCCAUAGCUACUUAUGAAAACAAAACUGAGUAAUAAUAAAGCUUAGAGCACCUGCCCUUGCUAUUGGCACAUAUGUCAUUUGUUUGCACAGUAUACAUAUCGUCAACAAAAGAUGAAUUAAGAUGUAUUCAGAGUCUGUUAGUGAAGACGGCUUCCAAAGAAGAGAGUGAUACCAACAUCAUGCCGCUGUGCAUUUUCUCUGUUUAUGUCCUAAACUGCUUUAAGCAUUAGUUAUGGGCUUUUUCUUCUUCAGAAUCAGAAAAAGUUUUAUUGCCAUGUACAGCAACAGGUCAGCAAAGAGCACUUUACAGUACUAGGAAUUUGUCUUAGUGUCAGGUGCGAACAUAUACACAGGUAUGAAAUGUCUGUACAAAUGUACACAAUUUUAGAAAAGAGCUAGAAUAAGUUAAAUAAACACUGUAUAAAGUGACUUGCAUGAGAAGUAGUGCAAUUUAGAAUGUAAAAAAUGAGUGACUGUCCAAACAUAUAUACAGAUGUCAAUCUGGAAUGAAAUAAAUAUUGUGUACAAAAGUGUGAGUUUGAAUGAACAGUAGUGCAAUUUAGAAUGUGGAAAUGACUGUCCAUAUGUUUUUUAGGGGUUGGGAGGGGGUCAUCUGGGGGUAAGUGAGGCACUGUUCAGCAGGCUGACUGCAGUGGGGAAGAAACUGUUCUUGUGGCAUGAGGUCCUGGUCCUGAUGGACUGGAGCCUCUUGCCAGAGGGGAGGGACUGAAAAAGUUUGUUUCUGGGAUGAGAGGGGUUGGCUGCGAUCUUGGCUGCACGUCUCCGGGUCCUGGAGAUGUACAGGUCCAGGAGGGAUGGGAGACUGCAGCCGGUUACCUUCUCAGCAGAGUGGAUGACACGCUGCUACUUGGCCUUGUCCCUGGCUGUAGCUACAGCAAACCAGACCGUGAUGGAGGAUGUGAGAAUAGGUUCGAUGAUUGCAGUGUAGAAGCUCACCAGCAUCUUCUCAGGGAGGAGAAACUUUUUCAGCUGCCACAGGAAAUACAUCCUCUACUGAGCCUUCUUGGUGAGGGAGCUGAUGUUCUGCUCCCACUUGAGCUCCUGGUUGAUGGUGGUGCCCAGGAAGCGGAAGUACUUGACAGAUGUCACUGAAGAGUCACAAAGGAUGAUGGGGGAGGGGGGCUGGGUCCUUCCUGAAAUCCACUAUCAUCUCCUCUGUCUUGAGAGAGUUGAGCUCCAGGUUGUUCAUGCUGCACCAUGACACCAGAUGGUCCAUCUCACUCCUGUAGGCAGACUCAUCCCCGUCACAGAUGAGGCCGAUGAGGGUGGUGUCAUCAGCAAACUUCAGGAGUUUGACAGACUGGUGACCAGAUGUGCAGCCAUUGGUAUAUAGGGAGAAUAGCAGAGGAGAAAGGACACAGCCUUGGGGGGAUCCAGUGCUGAUGUUCCGGGAGUCAGAGACAUGCUUACCUAGCCUCACAAGCUGCCGUCUCUCUGUCAGGAAGUCUGUGAUCCAACUGCACAUGGAGUCAGGCACAUUCAGCUAGGAGAGCUUGUCUCUAAGUAGAGCUGAGACAAUCGUGUUAAACAUAUUGGGUAAAGACAUAUUUCUUCAUCCUAAUCCUGAAAUAGGACUACCCAGCAUAUUUUGGAGUUUUCCUGGCUCUUAUCUCUGAACCCUGGUUCAAAUAAUUAGAAGAAAUUGUGCAGAAAAAUGGUACUUAGGGCCCAAGAUACAGAAACACUUUUGGUGUAUCCCGAAUUGCAUACUUGUGUACUAUUCUAUGCCAUUUUGUAGUAUAAAUAGUGUGAGUAGCAUGUUUACACUGAAAUAAAAAGAAGUACCUGGAUGUGCUGUGGAAUGUUGGACAAUUCAGGACCUGAAUGGUUGCAGCUUUGCUUAUGUGUUGUGAUUUAUUUUUCAACAGUAAAAAAACUUCACUCUAUUCUGUUAAAGCUAGCAAUGUUGCCUUAUAUGCGUUUGACGUCUUUUGCAAUCAUUUGUGUUCCAUUACAGAUGAUACUACCCUACUAAAAUCCAUACACUAGACUGUAGAGUAAAUAGUGUACAAAUAGAAAUACUUCAUUUGGGACACAGCUUUUGUAAAUGAUAUGCAUCACUAACAAACUGUCAAAUAUUUGCCAAGAAACCUACAAUGAUAAAUAUUCAGCUGUAGCACUAAUUAGCCUAAGGUGAUUUAUUACUUUAAGUAUAUCUUAUUCUAGGGGAAAUUUUAAUCAAACAGAUGUUUGAUAAGUGAGUGCAAGUCUUCCUUCUUGAAUAGAGAAGAAAGAGAAGAGUGGAAGUUGUUUCUAUAUACCCACCCAACCAUUACAAGUAAUUUUUAGAGUUUUUAUAUAAAAUAAUUUAGUUACAUUUAGGAAGAAACAAAAACACAUUUACACACUAACAUCUCAUUUAAAUAAAGAAGGAUUCUUUAAAAAAAAAAAACCUUAUAAUCGUUGUUGAGGCCAAUUUUAAAAUCAUUUUAAGAUAUAGCCAAAAAUACAGUAAAAUAUUUUUUUCUCAUUAAUCUGCAAAAUAUUGGCACAUCACAUUAACAAGUAUUUACCCUUUACCCAGUACCAACCUCCGUGUGAAAUUACAACAUAUACAAUUUAAGUGAACAACAAUUAGUAACAUUUUGUAGGAAAACGGGGAAUAUAAAAAAGUGUCUACAACCUGGUUGCAUAAGUGCACACCCUUUUAAAUUUGGGGAUGUGACUGUGUUCAGAAUGAACCAAUCACAUUCAAUCACAUGUUCCAAAGUAUUUGUAAUACAGCUAUCAUCAAUUAAAUUGUGAUGAGCCCCAAAUAAAUAUCUUCUGUGAAGUCAUGGUUUACAAAGGCUUGCAAAGCAUUCAGACUAUCUUGACUUGUUGAAAGUCAUUAAUCAGGAGAAAUUAAAAAAAAAAAAAAAAAAAAAGUUUUCAAAACAUUGGAUGUACCAUGGAACACGGUAAAGGCCAUCAUCAACAAAUAGAAAAAAUGGAGCAGCACAGUGGCAUCACUCAGAACAGGAUGUCUCUCUAAAAUAUAUACAAGGACAGGACUAAAAUAUACCAGGGAGGCUGCCAAGAGACUUACAGCAACUUUAAAGGAGCUGCAGGAAUAUCUAAGAAGUAUCUCUGCAUUUGACAGCAAUGUCUGGGAUAUGGAGUAGACUAAAAUUGUCUAAGCUCAACUAAAUCCUUUCAAACCAUGUGCCAAAAUGUGUUAUGGUCUGAUUGGAACAAUUCCAAAAGGUAUGAUUCCAUAAUUUCAAAAGGAAUUUUGGUGCAAAGAAAAGCACAUCAGCUAAAGAUCACCAUACACAUGGUGCAGCAUAGUGGUGGCAACAUCAUGCUUUAGGGCUUCUUCUUGGUCACCUCCCUGUGAGACCUGGUGCUUUCUCACAUAUUCCAUUAAAUAAAGAAUGAUGGAGCCUACCGGAUCUUGCAUGGUCUUUAAAACUGCAGGAAUCUUUUGGUCCCAUUCCCCACCUGUGCAGUAACACAAGCUAUGGACAUUUCCUUUGACCUUAUGGCUCGCUCUGACAUGCACUGUUAGCUAUGGGGUUUUUAGAAACAGAUGUGUCUAUUUCAUAUCCAUUCAACUGAAUCAGGUGAACUUUGAUUGGUAGAAAAUGUCAAUAGAAAUAAGGUGCACCUCAACUCUGUGUUAUAAUGAUAGAGUGUUUUCAGAGUUUCACAAAACUGUUCAUAUUUUUAUGGGAUUUUUUAAGUAAUACAAAACAAAGUUAUUUUUAACUACUUAUUUACAUGUAUAAAUCCAUCCUGGCUUGUACAUGUCCCAUUUCUGUUAUAUUUUUUAAAGCUUUUUUCUUUCAGAAGAUAGAUGAUAAACUGGUGGUGAUGGAUGUGUUAAAUAAUAAUACACAUUAUAGAAUUUUGAAAAUAGAUCACCUUUAUGGUGGUUGUCAUGCUUUGUGCUUUGUGUUUUGUUUUCAGUGCAUCUGUCCUUUGACCAGGAUACACAGAGUCAAACACUGCAUGUAAUACAAUUAAUUAGUAAUGAUGAUCAAAGAUUGUUCAACAUAAGCAGACUAUUUGCAGUCUAUUGGCCAAAAUAUCAUUACUAGAAUGCAGUUUAUUACUCAGUAUAUGAACAUGUCUGGGCUGCUCUUCCCUCUGCCCAUGAGGCCAUGAAACAGUGGCACUGCUGGGAUUUCUUAAACAGUCCAGAGAGGAAAUAGGAUAUGGAGAAAGUUCCACAGUUCUUCCUCUCAUCUACAGAAAAUGAAGCCCCUGCUGGAAUGAAAAACAGAGCUAUACAAACACACUCCUUGACCUUGGCAUGUGUGAAGCAUGUAGAAAUAGCAGGAAGUGGAAUCAAUGACAAAAAACUAUCCAUGACAAAAGAGUGGAUUUUUGGAUCUACUUUGAAAAGCUUAAUAAAAAUGUAGAAACUUAAUAGAGAACAGAAAGUGAUGCAGUUUGAGCUAAUUUAUGAAGAAACAACACUGGAAUUGAGGUCUUUUGUUAAUAAAGAUGAUAAUGAUGUGUAUAUAAUAAAAAUGAUGUGAUCCUCCUAUUAGGGUCAUGUAUUUGUAGAACUAAUCUAAGAGAUCAUUCUCUUGCAGUAGUGCGAGUUUUACAUUUCACUACCAGGGCCAGUACUGUUCUAUUUUCCAAACAAAUCCUGAUCAUUUACUGUUUUGUUCUAUUUAAUCAUUUCCUGGUGGCCUUGCAUGCAGCUUAGGUCUUUUUUUGAGGCAUAAGGCAAAAUUAGCAAUACAACAAUGGAAUGUCAGCUUAAUUAUAGUUUGUAUGGGUCAAAAUUAGCAACCCAGAACCAUAAUCUUCUUUUUAUCGGUUCACUUUUAGCAUGUGUAUAUGUGUGUGCACGCGUGUGUGCGUGUGUGUGUGCUCGUACGGUAAAUAUAGACUCUGUGCCCAUGGCGCUGUGGUCAUAGCCUAGUGGGUUGUGGCUGGAGUGGGCGUGAGUGGGGGAUCUGGUGCAGGGGAUCAGUGGUGAGAGGUAGUCAUCACUAUAGCUGUAGUGGGGAUCUGAGCGUUUGUUGUGCAGCAGACUCUGUGCACUUGGGGUGGGGUGGGCUCUGCCACAGGAACCCAGACUUUGGCACAUACUCAUCUCUGUUUCCUUUAUAAAGGGAUAGAAUUGUUGGCUCAAAGAAGCCACAAAUGCAAGCUAGGCCUUUUUCUUUUAUUUAUCUAUUUAUUUUUUAAUCAAGCUAAGUACCCUACAUUGGUCAGUUGGCUGGUGCAUCUCAGUAAUGCAGUAGAGGGUGAAUGGAAAAGAUAUUUGCCAACAACAUAAGGAUAUAGAAGAGUUUACUUGAUGUAAUGAGGGUAAUUAUAGAUAGUCUGAUCUGUUUCUGUAAUAAUAACCUCCUUCCAAAGACUUGGUCUUAUGAGCAAAACACAAAGUCAUUCCAUAGUUUAAAAUUACACUCUGGUACUGUCUUGAAAGAACUGUAAUCAUUUCCUCAUGCCAAGAAGAGCUUGUUUAAAAUUAGUAUCAGGUAGGGAUGCAGCAGAAUCCAUUGUUCAGAUUUUGAAGCAGUUUUGCAUAUUAUCAGGGAUAUUUUUGUCACUUUACAAAACCUCUAAAAAUACAGGACUGUUGUGACUACACAGAGCCCCUGAUAUUUAUGGUUGCAGCUAUAAAUAGAGGACUGUUAAACCCAGGAACCGGGCCCAUUUCUGCGUCUGCCAUAAUUGUAUGUGGAUUCUCAAAAUUACACAAAACACAACCGAGGAAAACAGACAACUGAGGGCAAAAAUAACUUCACUGUUGACUGUUUCAGUAGUGCCUGGUGCUCUAGCUGGCCAAAAACGCUUUAUGUCUUUAUGUAAGAAUCACAUUACUUAAACAUUGCCACUUCAUGUUUUCCUCUCAGCAGUUCAGUGAUCAUAAGCAGGGCCGGGCUUCAGCUCAGCCAUUCCUCUGUUACUCUCUGCAGUUCUGUGAGUAAUGGGGUUUGGUCAAUAUUACUUUACAGAGAAUAUACACUAUUUUACACUGGUUAUAUUGAGAUUUAAAAAGAAAAGAGAUGAGGAAGCCCUACUUUAUUAACAGAUGCAAACAUCUGGGAACGUACUAAAAUGUAUUAAAAUAUCUUCUGAUAUCAUCUGAAGAUAUGGUGCAGUUUUUUUUUUUUUUGGUUGUUUUUUUUUGCACAAAUUUGUUAGAUGUGUUUUAUUUAUGACUUGUGCAUUAUUGAGUCUGUACAUUUCCAAACAUUACAUUUCUUAUAAAAAAUAAAUGUUACAGAAAAAGAUGUUUGUAUGUCUGUCAAGAAAGCAACAUAUCACCGCUUUUCAGACAAAAAUAUAAAGCAAGUGUGACAGGCAAAGUCUCCAGGAAAAGAAGAUAUGUCUCAAGGUGCUCAGUAAAACUUAUUUUCCAGUUUCCUUAUAGCUCCACAAAUGGUACCUGGUACCUUUUUUGUUUGUUUGUUUGUUUGUUUGUUAUUACUGUUCACUGCUCUUUAUGCAAUAUUUUUCUUUAUGCUCUUUAUACUAUACUUUAAUGAAUGCAGAAAUAUUUAAUUUCAUUGUUUUGAAGGUAUCUAUGAAUUAGCAUUUCUUUUGUAUGAUCUUAAGACUUUUGUACAAUGCAUCAUACAGCAAAGCCUUUAAAUGAUCCUGUUGUUAUAAUGAUCAAAUGUUAAACCACCAGCCACUAUUGGUUUGAGUAUUUCAGAAAAUGCUGAUCUCCUGGGGUUUUUACAUAUGGCAAUCUCUAGAUUUCGUGAAAAAAAAAAGCAGUGUGCAGUGGCUCUGUGGCCAGAAAAGCUUGUGAUGAGAGAGGGCAGAGGAGAAUGGCCAGACUGGUUAAAGCUGACAGGAGGUCUACUGAAACUCAAAUUAACCACACUUUAAAACCAUGGUAAGCAGUAAAGCAUCUCAAAAUGCACAUUGUGUUCUAUUCCUGUCAGAAAUCUCAGAACAUGAAUAUGAAGUUGAAGAUGAAAAACAUCACCUGUUUUUUGUCCAGUUUCAGCUUCACAUUCCUGACAGGAGUGAUUUUCUGCUGUUGUAACCCCACUGUUCGGGGUGUUAUCGGAAUCAGAAUCAGAAAAAGUUUUAUUGCCAGGUCCAGCAAAGGGUCAGCAAAGAGCACUUUACAGUACUAGGAAUUUGUCUUGGUGUCAGGUGCGAACAUAUACACAGAUAUGAAAUGUGUAUACAGUUUUAGAAUAAAACUAGAAUAAAUUAAAUAAAUACUGUAUACAGAAAGUGACUUUGCAUGAGAAGUAGUACAGUUUAGAAUGUAAAAGUGAAAGCGACUGUCCAAACAUAUAUAUACAGAUAUAAAGUAUGUACACAAUCUAGAAUGAAUAUAAUAUUGUAUACAGAAGUGUGAGUUUGCAUGAACAGUAAUGCAAUAGUGCAAUUAUGUGUACUGAUAUGCGUUAUUGUUAAUAUUAUUAAUAUUAUUGUAUGUAUUAUUUAAUACAUUGUAUGUUCUUGUUGUUGUUAUUAACAGUGGUAGUCUCAAUGGUUAAGGUUCUGGGUUACUGACCAGCACCUCCAAGCUGCCACUAACCCUCUCUGCUCCAGGACAUCAUGGCUGACACUGUGCUUUGAUACCAGCUUCAUGAGAUAUGUAUA